GGUGACCAGACUUUCUGUUAACAAUUACCGGUCAACUCCAACGGAAAAAUAGUUUGGGACACAAUUGUCAUAUAGAAUAUUUUAGGACACAAAUGGCACAAAGUUAAUAGUUCGGGUUUCCCAAUAAUAUUAACCCAUUUAACUAUCACCAAAACCAAACUACACCUAAAUCUCCGAUAUUUUGCUAACUUGUGUGUUGCUUUUUCUGGAUUUGCCUUUUUGUUCAUAAACUCCAUUGCUUUGUGAUAAUGAAAGAGCGUGGGGAAGGUGAAGAAAGAACUGGAGACUGAAAGUUGGGGGUGGGAACUGGGAAGUGACAACUUUCAGAAUUCAGAGUGCAAAAGUAGAGAUAUUCUAAGUGUCCCACCCUCCUACUUUAUCACCUGUUUUUUUAACCCAUACUGUUUUUUAACCAUAUUGUAUAAUAUUAUCAUUUUGUAAAGUAUAUUUUAUUUUCUUGUUUCCUAAUUUAAUAAAACCAAUCACGAAAACAAAAUUCAUUUUGCAGCCAAUAUGUAGCGUAUUAUUUUGUAUGUCUUAUACAAUAAUACUAAAUUUUUACUUGGGCUUAAUUCACCUGCAUAGCCUUAACUUUCACGAUUUUGACAAAUAUAGCUAUUUUUUGAAAAAUACAUAGGUUUAGCCACAUUUUAGAAGCUUGUUUGACCAAAUUAGUCAUUUUCGUUAAAAACUUUAACACCGUUAACAAGACGCUGAUGUGGUUGUCACCUCAACUCCCACAUCAGCUCCAACACACCAAGUCGUACCACCUGGUUGCCACAUCAUAUUUUUUAAUUAAAAUAAAUAAUUAUUUUUAUAAAACAAUCAUCGUUUCCAAACCCCAUCCUCCACGGACUCCGAACUUCUCCGUCAAUCGACGACGAACUUCUCCGUCAAUCGACGACGAACGGAUCUAGGUUUUCAGAGUUCCUAAGGUUGCCGCCACCGCGUUAGUUGUCACCGCCACCACCGCGCUAUUUUGGCCUCCCAUGUCCCAACCGCCAGAAUUUUUCAACCUCCAAAAUCUAGCAUCCGCAACCACCAAAAUACAUCAGAUCGGAUCCAGAACCAGAACACUCGGAAGUGGUCACCAGAACUCCUGCUCGUGGUCCAACUCCAUCGUUGCCCACUCUUUGUAGGUCUCCACCUCUAACAACUUUAUUAGAUCAGAGUCAAUUAUGGAUGGAUAAAAAAUGCGUCAAGACCAGCAACAACCCACCUUGACGGUCGUUUUCUCUUCGAUUUCACCCAGUUUCAAUUCGUACACAACCUCUUCCGACGAAUCCCUUGUUAAGGGGAUAAAAGAUAUGAGAGGUCACAGACAAGAGAAGGAACGACCGCCGUUGCCACCAGUCCGGCAGUCCCUUGUAGUUCGAUCUCUUCGGCAACGCUGUGAUUUGUCGGUAAAGGAGAGUGGAAGCGGCCAUAGCAUAUUUGUAACCUUAAGUGAAGGAGGAGAUACAGAGAGAAGGCGGAGGCUUCCCAGUGGAGGUGAGCUUCAAUUUGUCGUCGAUUGAAUGGAUUCAGUGGGCUUCAAUUUGUGUGGCGGUUGCAACUCAGACGGUGGCCGAGAGAAGGGGAGAGAGAUGGGAUGGGGUCAUCGAGAGAGAAGGAGAUGAAUGAAAAGGGGAAAGUGAUUUCGAUCUCUUUUUCUCACCUUUUUACUUUUAUUUUUAACUUCAUUUAUUCAUUAAUUAAAACAGUAUCAAUGUUUUCCACGUGGUAAGGAUGCAAAAUAAAAUACGACACAUUAG
Molecule: messenger RNA, 1754 nt
Organism: Linum trigynum
Lineage: Eukaryota; Viridiplantae; Streptophyta; Magnoliopsida; Malpighiales; Linaceae
Source: the annotation of a GenBank genome assembly